CGGUAUCAUGGCCCUGUUGGGUGGUUCGUCGGUGGUAUUCGAAGCGGACGGUGGAUGUGUGCAGUAUACGCUGACCAACAGCGGAAUGACUGACUUAGUCUACAAGAUCAAAAGCACCAAUAACAAAGAUUAUCGAUUCAAGGAGGUUUACGCGUUCAUUAAGGCUGGUGCGAAGCUAAACGUCGAAAUCACGCGUACUAAGGCACAGCCCAAAAGCGACAAAUUUAUCGUGCAGUAUGCUCCAAAACCAGUUGAUUGCAAGGAUCCACAAGCGGCAUGGAAAGGCCUGACCGCUAUUGGAGAAAUUGCAGUGGGCAUACACGCUCUUCGUUAAAUUGUAAUAAAGUU
Molecule: messenger RNA, 348 nt
Organism: Cylicocyclus nassatus
Lineage: Eukaryota; Metazoa; Nematoda; Chromadorea; Rhabditida; Strongylidae
Source: the annotation of a GenBank genome assembly